Ipomoea nil (Japanese morning glory) is the source of this 885-nucleotide messenger RNA. RefSeq lists its product as uncharacterized. The record is from RefSeq and is a predicted model, not a curated record. Lineage: Eukaryota; Viridiplantae; Streptophyta; Magnoliopsida; Solanales; Convolvulaceae. Bases 219 to 659 code for a protein of 146 amino acids. The transcript has 7 exons.
UUCAAAUUAACUCAAAUCUUCAAAAUCAAAAACCUCAAAACCCUAAAAAGUCGCCCGCCCAAUCACAUCACUUACCAAAAUUUUGAAUUCCCUCUCUCUCUCUGUUCCUCAUUCUCGGACUACACUAUCAGCAAAGCUAGUUGCUUUGAUUCAGCAAAAUUCUCAUCUAUCGGUACCCAAAUCUCAACUUUUAGUCGCCGCUAGCUUCCGGAUUUCCGAUGGCCAACACCGAUUCCACCGCCUGCGACAUUGCCCCAGUCCCGGCCCCCCUCUCGGAGAAGAAAGAGAACGUGACUCCAGUGAGCUCCAAGAUUGCGGAAUUGAGCGAAUCAAGGCAAGAACUACUCAAUCGGAUUCAGAAUUUGAAACAGGAUCUGCAAAAUUGGAGGUCAAAGUUGGACACUCAGGUGAAGGUCUACAGGGAUGAACUUUCGGAACUAAAAAAAUCACUCAAUGUAGAGGUGGACCAACUUCGAACAGAUUUUCAACAGUUGAAAAGUACCCUUCAGCAGCAGCAAGAAGAUGUCACUGCCAGCCUAAGAAACCUGGGGCUUCAGGAUGUUACUGAAGUCAAAGAAGCUGAAGGUGCAAAAAGCGAGAACAGUGAAGAGAAAGCUAAGGAUCUGACAGAGGAGAAUGGUAAAGAAACUGCAAACUAGAUGGUGUUAUGUUUUUCUUUUUAUCCUUGUGUUGUAGAAGCAGAGCUCAUAUUCCCAUAGAGUUGCUCACCGCUUAAGUGAGCUGUGUUCGGUUGUUGAAAUCUUCUCCUAGCCUGUUGACCUGUUGUAGAGAUCAUUAUCUCAUGCUCCCAAAAACUGAAGUAUUCUAAUGAACUCCUAAUAAGUCAGUAUUACUAUGUAUUAAAUGGAUAGUAUUCCCUUAAAA